GCAGAGAGAGAGGGAGGGAGCCGCCGCACCCAGAAUUCGCCGACGCCGCCGGAGAUUUUAUCUCGCCGCCGUUCCACACACACCGCGACGUGGACAGCCAGCACCGCUGUUAUUCUUGAACCACGGCCGUCGUUUGGGCGGGGCGCGCCAGGAAGGAGCAGUCUGCAUCUAAUAAUCACUUGAACCCAAUUCAAUUCAGUAUAUACAAUUCUUCUUAUAUAGACGGAGACAUCCAUCUACUUUCAUCUAACAUCAUUUUACACCUGUUUUGCUUAAAUUCUAGAUAUACUUAUUACACUUAGCUUGUGAUUCAACAGGUACUGUACCGUCAUGGGCAUGUUGAUGAACAACGACGACAGCAGCAGCAUGCAUCCACGGCCGCAGGUCCUUGCUUCCCUGCCCUUGCUGGUCUACGAAUACAAGGAUCAUCCCAAUGCCACAACAAGGAUGCUCAUAUAUAGCCUACCCGAGCGGAGCAUUGUCUACACGCACAACAGCAGUAGGCCCCAGAUGAUGAUGAUGGAGGGUAACUUAUCCUUCAGCACCCCUCAAGGAUGGCUGGUCAUCCUUGGACAAGCGUCAGAGGCCUCGAUCUGGCAUCCGCUCACCGGAGAGACCAUCACGCUCCCACCAAUACACGGCGACCACCGUAUCCCCGAUAGCUGCAAGUGUCUGCUCACCCGCAGCUCCGUCGCCCACCCAGACUGCGCCGUCGUGCUUCUCGACGUCACCGAUCCUCUCAUGUGGUUCUGCCCGGUGAAUGGCGGGGCCGACAGGAUGUGGGUGCAGCACGCCUACGACAUUGGCGACCACUUCUUCCCCGAGGAGUUCCGCACUCCCUCCACGCCCACCAAGAAUGUUGUCGACGACGUCGCCGCGCUGGGAGGGAAGCUGUAUUUUCGCUUCACCGAAUCAGACCAAGACUUCAUGGGCGUCUUUGACUUCGAUUUCCAUGGCCAUACUCCUGCCGUGGAGUUUUACGAGUUUGAUGUCUCUGAAGAGUUCAACCUCAAGUUUCCCGAGGGCGUGUGCUCUGCCUCCAUCCACUUGGUGGAGUCCAUGGAUGAGCUUUUUGCUGUCUGCAUCUUCUAUGUCGAUUUUGAUCCCACCAACAUUAGCGCCGCUCAUAUCUUCAAGAUGGAGGAAAUCUGCGACGAGGAACCCGUGGCCUGGCACCGGGUGGAUGAUAUUGGCGACAGGGCUUUCCUCCUGACGGGCACCAACAUGUCAACUUGGUGCUCAGUAAGCACGAAUAACCUGAAAGGGAACACCCUCUACUUUCUAGGCCACUUAGUAGCUGGCCACAGGAAUCUCUGCAUCUAUGAUAUUCAGGAGCAGUCCAUGGAGAUUGUCCAGGUUCACGACCAAGAAGAUAUGGAGAUCGUGCGCACACCGCCAUACUGGAUUAAUGUACCUCCGUGCUAGUAUUA
This is a messenger RNA of Zea mays, 1430 nucleotides long. RefSeq lists its product as uncharacterized. The transcript is spliced from 2 exons. Lineage: Eukaryota; Viridiplantae; Streptophyta; Magnoliopsida; Poales; Poaceae. Bases 331 to 1425 code for a protein of 364 amino acids. The record is from RefSeq and is a predicted model, not a curated record.